Messenger RNA from Dipodomys ordii (Ord's kangaroo rat), 6813 nucleotides. RefSeq names its product calcium channel, voltage-dependent, T type, alpha 1I subunit (gene Cacna1i). Gene Ontology annotation, molecular function: low voltage-gated calcium channel activity; voltage-gated sodium channel activity. The coding region runs from base 1 to 6528 and encodes 2175 amino acids. Gene Ontology annotation, cellular component: neuron projection; voltage-gated calcium channel complex; plasma membrane. Gene Ontology annotation, biological process: membrane depolarization during action potential; neuronal action potential; sodium ion transmembrane transport. The transcript has 36 exons. NCBI's taxonomy places the organism in Eukaryota, Metazoa, Chordata, Mammalia, Rodentia, Heteromyidae. The record is from RefSeq and is a predicted model, not a curated record.
AUGGCUGACAGCAGCUCACCACCCUCGUCCUCAGCCGCCCAGGCCCCCGAGCCGGGGAUCACAGAGCAGCCGGGGCCUCGGAGUCCCCCUCCGUCCCCCCCAGGCCCGGAGGAGCCCCUGGAUGGAGCUGAUCCUGAUGUCCCGCACCCAGACCUGGCUCCUGUCGCCUUCUUCUGUCUGCGCCAGACCACCAGCCCCCGGAACUGGUGCAUCAAGAUGGUGUGUAACCCGUGGUUUGAGUGCAUCAGCAUGCUGGUGAUCCUGCUGAACUGCGUGACCCUGGGCAUGUACCAGCCCUGCGACGACAUGGACUGCCUGUCUGAGCGCUGCAAGAUCCUGCAGGUCUUUGAUGACUUCAUUUUCAUCUUCUUUGCCAUGGAGAUGGUGCUCAAGAUGGUGGCACUGGGCAUUUUCGGCAAGAAGUGCUACCUCGGAGACACGUGGAACCGCCUCGACUUCUUCAUUGUCAUGGCAGGGAUGGUGGAGUACUCCUUGGACCUUCAGAACAUCAACCUGUCGGCCAUCCGCACUGUGCGUGUCCUGAGGCCCCUCAAAGCCAUCAACCGCGUGCCCAGCAUGCGGAUCUUGGUGAACCUGCUCCUGGACACGCUGCCCAUGCUGGGCAAUGUCCUCCUGCUCUGUUUCUUCGUCUUCUUCAUCUUUGGCAUCAUUGGCGUGCAGCUGUGGGCUGGCCUGCUGCGGAACCGCUGCUUCCUGGAGGAGAACUUCACCAUACAAGGGGAUGUAGCCCUGCCGCCCUACUACCAGCCUGAGGAGGACGACGAGAUGCCCUUCAUCUGCUCCCUGUCGGGGGACAACGGCAUCAUGGGCUGUCAGGAGAUCCCCCCGCUCAAGGAGCAGGGCCGAGAGUGCUGCCUGUCCAAGGAUGACGUCUACGACUUCGGGGCGGGCCGCCAGGACCUCAACGCCAGCGGCCUGUGCGUCAACUGGAACCGCUACUACAACGUGUGCCGCACGGGCAGCGCGAACCCGCACAAGGGCGCCAUCAACUUCGACAACAUCGGCUACGCCUGGAUCGUCAUCUUCCAGGUGAUCACGCUGGAAGGCUGGGUGGAGAUCAUGUACUACGUGAUGGAUGCGCACUCCUUCUACAACUUCAUCUAUUUUAUUCUGCUCAUCAUAGUGGGCUCCUUCUUCAUGAUCAACCUGUGCCUCGUUGUCAUAGCAACCCAGUUUUCCGAGACCAAGCAGCGGGAGCACCGGCUGAUGCUGGAGCAGAGGCAGCGCUACCUGUCCUCCAGCACCGUGGCCAGCUACGCCGAGCCCGGCGACUGCUACGAGGAGAUCUUCCAAUACGUGUGCCACAUCCUGCGCAAAGCCAAGCGCCGGGCCUUGGGCCUCUAUCAGGCCCUGCAGAGGCGGCGUCAGGCCCUGGGCCCAGGGGAACCAGCCCCUGCCAAGGCCGGGCCCCACACCAAGGAGCCCAGGCACUACAAGCUGUGCCCGCGGCACAGCCCCUUGGACCCAACUCCUCACACGCUGGUGCAGCCCGUGUCCGCCAUGCUGGCCUCUGACCCUGCCCACUGUCCACGCUGCCUGCAGGAGGCAGGCCGGCGACCCUCAGGCCUGGGCAGCACCGACUCCGGCCAGGAGGGCUCAGGAAGUGGGGGCUCUGGAGAGGCGGAGGCUGAUGAGGAUGGGCCCCAGAGCAGCGAGGAUGGGGCUUCCUCAGGCCUGGGGAAGGAGGAUGAGGAGGAGCAGCCAGACGGGGCGGCCUGGCUGUGCAGGGGCGUGUGGCGGGAAACGCGAGCCAAGCUGCGGGGCAUCGUGGACAGCAAGUACUUCAACCGGGGCAUCAUGAUGGCCAUCUUGGUCAACACCGUCAGCAUGGGCAUCGAGCACCACGAGCAGCCAGAGGAGCUGACCAACGUCCUGGAGAUCUGCAAUGUGGUCUUCACCAGCAUGUUCGCCCUGGAGAUGAUCCUGAAGCUAGCUGCCUUCGGGCUCUUUGACUACCUGCGAAACCCGUACAACAUCUUUGACAGUAUCAUCGUCAUCAUCAGCAUCUGGGAGAUCGUGGGGCAGGCAGACGGCGGGCUGUCGGUGCUGCGUACGUUCCGGCUGCUGCGGGUGCUGAAGCUGGUGCGUUUCAUGCCCGCGCUGCGACGCCAGCUCGUGGUGCUCAUGAAGACCAUGGACAACGUGGCCACCUUCUGCAUGCUGCUCAUGCUCUUCAUCUUUAUCUUCAGCAUCCUCGGGAUGCACAUCUUUGGUUGCAAAUUCAGCCUGCGCACAGACACGGGAGACACAGUCCCAGACAGGAAGAACUUCGACUCCCUGCUGUGGGCCAUUGUCACGGUGUUCCAGAUCCUCACCCAGGAGGACUGGAACGUGGUCCUCUACAACGGCAUGGCCUCCACCUCCCCCUGGGCCUCUCUCUACUUUGUCGCCCUCAUGACCUUUGGCAACUAUGUGCUUUUCAACCUGCUGGUGGCCAUCCUGGUGGAGGGCUUCCAGGCUGAGGGUGACGCCAAUCGCUCCUACUCGGAUGAGGACCAGAGUUCUUCCAACAUGGAGGAGUUUGACAAGCUCCAGGAGGCCCUGGAAGGCAGCAGAGAUCCCAAGCUCUGUCCAAUCCCCAUGACUCCUAAUGGGCACCUGGACCCUAGCCUCCCACUGGGUGGGCACCUGGGUACUGCCGGGGCUGUGGGCGCCGUGCCCCGCCUCUCUCUGCAGCCGGACCCAGUCCUGGUGGCCCUGGACUCCCGCAAGAGCAGCGUGAUGUCUCUGGGCCGGAUGAGUUACGAUCAGCGCUCCCUGUCCAGCUCCCGGAGCUCCUACUACGGGCCAUGGGGCCGCAGCGGGGCGUGGGCCAGCCGCCGCUCCAGUUGGAACAGCCUCAAGCACAAGCCACCUUCAGCUGAGCAUGAGUCGCUGCUGGGCAGCGGGGCCCGGGCCUGCGAGGGCGCCCGGGAUGAGGGGCCGCCCCGCCCCGUGCCCCUCCACGCACCCCACACCCACCACCUGUACCAUGGACCCCACUUGGCGCACCGACAUCACCACCAUCGCCGCACUCUGUCCCUCGACACCAGGGACUCGGUGGACCUAGCCGAGCUGGUGCCUGUAGUGGGCACCCACCCUCGGGCUGCCUGGAGGGCGACAGGCCUGGUACCUGGGCAUGAGGACUGCAAUGGUAGGAUGCCCAGCAUCGCCAAGGAUGUCUUCACCAAGAUGGAUGACCGCCGGGACCGAGUGGAGGACGAGGAGGAGAUGGACUAUACUCUGUGCUUCCGUGUCCGCAAGAUGAUUGAUGUCUACAAGCCUGACUGGUGCGAGGUCCGGGAGAACUGGUCUGUCUACCUUUUCUCUCCAGAGAACAGGUUCCGGGUUCUGUGUCAGACCAUCAUCGCCCACAAGCUCUUCGAUUAUGUCGUCCUGGCCUUCAUCUUCCUCAACUGCAUCACCAUCGCACUGGAGCGGCCCCAGAUUGAAGCUGGCAGCACUGAACGCAUCUUCCUCACGGUCUCCAACUACAUCUUCACAGCCAUCUUCGUGGGCGAGAUGACACUGAAGGUGGUCUCGCUGGGCCUGUACUUUGGGGAGCAGGCCUACCUGCGCAGCAGCUGGAAUGUGCUGGACGGCUUUCUUGUCUUCGUGUCCAUCAUCGACAUUGUGGUGUCUGUGGCUUCGGCGGGGGGAGCCAAGAUCCUGGGGGUCCUCCGCGUCCUGCGUCUCUUGCGCACGCUCCGCCCACUGCGGGUCAUCAGCCGGGCCCCAGGGCUGAAGCUGGUGGUGGAGACUCUCAUCUCCUCCCUGAAGCCUAUCGGCAACAUCGUGCUCAUCUGCUGUGCCUUCUUCAUCAUCUUCGGCAUCCUGGGGGUACAGCUCUUCAAGGGCAAGUUCUAUCACUGCCUGGGCGUGGAUACCCGUAACAUCACCAAUCGAUCUGACUGUGUAGCAGCCAACUACCGCUGGGUUCAUCACAAAUACAACUUUGACAACCUGGGCCAGGCGCUGAUGUCCCUCUUUGUCCUGGCCUCUAAGGACGGCUGGGUGAACAUCAUGUACAACGGACUGGAUGCUGUGGCUGUGGACCAGCAGCCCGUAACCAACCACAACCCCUGGAUGCUGCUGUACUUCAUCUCCUUCCUGCUCAUCGUCAGUUUCUUUGUGCUCAACAUGUUCGUGGGGGUGGUGGUGGAGAAUUUCCACAAGUGCCGGCAGCACCAGGAGGCGGAGGAGGCGCGGCGGCGCGAGGAGAAGCGUCUACGGCGACUGGAGAAGAAGCGCCGUAAGGCUCAGAGGCUGCCCUACUAUGCCACCUACUGUCCCACCCGGCUGUUCAUCCACUCCAUGUGCACCAGCCACUACCUGGACAUCUUCAUCACCUUCAUCAUCUGCCUCAAUGUGGUCACCAUGUCACUGGAGCACUAUAACCAGCCCACGUCUCUGGAGACAGCCCUCAAGUACUGCAACUACAUGUUCACCACUGUCUUUGUGCUGGAGGCUGUGAUGAAGCUGGUAGCAUUUGGCUUGAGACGUUUCUUCAAGGACAGGUGGAACCAGCUGGACCUGGCCAUUGUGCUGCUGUCCGUCAUGGGCAUCACGCUGGAGGAGAUCGAGAUCAACGCAGCCCUGCCCAUCAACCCCACCAUCAUCCGGAUCAUGCGAGUCCUGCGCAUCGCCCGGGUGCUGAAGCUACUGAAGAUGGCUACGGGCAUGCGGGCCCUGCUGGACACGGUGGUGCAGGCUCUGCCACAGGUCGGCAACCUGGGUCUUCUCUUCAUGCUUCUAUUCUUUAUCUACGCUGCCCUGGGAGUGGAACUCUUUGGGAAGCUGGUGUGCAAUGACGAGAACCCGUGCGAAGGCAUGAGCCGACACGCCACCUUCGAGAACUUCGGCAUGGCCUUCCUCACGCUCUUCCAGGUCUCCACGGGAGACAACUGGAAUGGGAUCAUGAAGGACACACUGCGGGACUGCACGCACGAUGAGCGCAGCUGCCUGAGCAGCCUGCAGUUUGUGUCGCCGCUCUACUUCGUGAGCUUCGUGCUCACCGCCCAGUUCGUGCUCAUCAACGUGGUGGUGGCCGUGCUCAUGAAACACCUGGACGACAGCAACAAGGAGGCGCAGGAGGACGCCGAGAUGGACGCUGAGAUAGAGCUAGAGAUGGCCCACGGCCUGGGCCCGACCCCCAGACCCCCCUCCAGCUCCCCGGGCGCCCCAGGCCUGGGCCCCGCAGGCGCAGGCAGCGGGGGUGACCCAGAGGGCCGCCUGUGCCGACGCUGCUACUCUCCUGCCCAGGAGAACCUGUGGCUGGACAGCGUCUCUUUAAUCAUCAAGGACUCGUUGGAGGGCGAGCUGACCAUCAUCGACAACCUGUCUGGCUCCAUCUUCCAUCACUACGCCUCGCCUGCUGGCUGCGAGAAGUGUCACCAUGACAAGCAGGAGGUGCAGCUGGCGGAGACGGAGGCCUUCUCCCUGAACUCAGACAAGUCCUCGUCCAUCUUGCUGGGGGAUGAGCUGAGUCUCGAGGACCCCACAGCCUGCCCACCUGGCCCCAAAGACAGCAAGGGUGAGCCGGACACGCCCGAACCCAUGCAGCUGGGGGACCUGGGUGAAUGCUUCCUCUCUUUGUCCAACACGGCGGUGCCCACCAGCCCAGAGAGCUUCCUGAGCGAGAUGGAGGCCGUCCCCUUCAACCCUGUGCGGUCCUGGCUGAAACAUGAGAGCAGCCAAGCGCCCCCAAGUCCCUUCUCCCCGGACGCAUCCAGCCCCCUCCUGCCCAUGCCCUCCGAGUUCUUCCACCCUGCCGUGUCUGCCAGCCAGAAGGCGCAGGAGAAGGGCACCAGCACGGGGACCCUCCCCAAGAUCGCCCUGCAGGGCUCCUGGGCGUCGCUGCGGUCACCAAGUGUCAACUGCACCCUCCUCCACCAGGCCACCGUGAGUGACACAUCGCUGGACAGCCCCAGCAGCUCGGCGGGCAGCCUGCAGACCACGCUGGAGGACAGCCUGACCCUGAGCGACAGUCCUCGGCGCGCCCUGGGGCCGCCGGUCCCCGCGGGUCCCCAGAGCGCCGGGCUGUCACCGGCGGCCCGGCGCCGCCUCAGCCUGCGGGGUCGCGGGCUGUUCAGCCUCCGCGGGCUCCGCGCCCACCAGCGCAGCCACAGCAGCGGCGGCUCCACCAGCCCGGGGUGCACGCAGCACGACUCCAUGGACCCCUCGGACGAGGAGGGCCGCGGUGGCGCGGGCGGGGAGCACUCGGAGACGCUCAGCAGCCUGUCGCUCACCUCCCUCUUCUGCCCGCCACCUGUCCCGCAGCCAUCCGGCCUCCCCCGGGCCAGGAAGUCCAGCAGCACCAGCAGCCUGGCCGCCCCGUCUGGUCACCGGCAUCCUGCUGCCCCGAUCCCCAGCCUGGCCCGGAGCCCUUCGUGGGCGGCUGAGGACCGCAGCAAGGACCCACCGGGCCAGGCCCAGCCCAGCCCAGCCUUGGGGCCCUCGGCGCCAGAGCUGCAGCCACCCCCCGGGGAUCUGGAGGCCACAGAUGCCAUGAGCAAGAGGAAGAGAUGAGAGGUGGCAGGGGCCGCGGCUGGUGGCCAGAUGGAUGCGUCUGUCCACCCGCCCGCCCCGUUUCACCUUCUUUUACCUCAGGAGCCAGGGAGCAGACAGCAAUACUUUGUCCACACCUGGGAGUGGCCUGGGGCCAGCUGGGGCCAGCCGGGGCCAGCCAGGGCCAGCCCUCUGAGCCUGCGCCGAUGGAGGAGGACCUGGGUUAGCCGAGGCUAAGAUGUGGCCCCCACCCCCACCCCUGCGGUGGCCAGGUGUGGCCCUUCCAGUGCAUAUGCAUACAUAUAU